UAGAAAAGCUGAGAAUUGGGAAACCCCAUUACGCGUUCUUCUCAAUUUAUAUACAUUCAUUAGUCAUUACACAAGAUAAGUCCACAAUAUAUUCAUCUUUCAGACACCCAGAAUCUCUCUCUCUCUCUCUCUCUGAAUUUCGUUAUUUUGUAGCCGCACGCUUUCAACUAACAAAGGAACGAAAACCCGUAGAUACACCCUUUUUCUUUGUUCCGGCAUAUCUUGCCGCCGCCCUAAGCCAGGUGUUGCAGAAAUUAAUUUCAUUUUCCGGCGAGGGGUAUCCUCUUCUAGAACCGUCUCUGCUCUAGAAGAUGUGUCCUCUCAGGAUCAUUCUGGUCUUCCUGUCUGCCACCUUGGCCGGAUACUUUGCCUGGAGGACCGUCCGGUCUUCCUCUUCUUCUUCUUCUGACAUUGACGACAUGAUCCACGGCGAUUCAUCAGACACAGAGAAGGUAUCUUCCCAGGGAGAUCAAGAAUUCAAUCUUAAAAGGGCGAUUCAAAAUGGAUUCUGGGUCAUCGUGGACAUGGCUAGCGGCAGAUACCUGUGGAGGAAUUUGAGGAUGGUCAAUGAAGGCGAGAAAGAGAAGAUUUGCUAGAAAUUGAUCAGAAAGAAAGAACAGGGGAAGAAGACAGAAAGCAGGAAGCAAAACGCGGUGAAAUUUAGAGAAAAGAAAAAGAAAAACCUGUGUGGUGUGAGAGAUUAUUGUGUUUUGUUCUGUCAUGUUAGAAGGAAUCAAAUGAAGUUGUAGCCUGUAGCCAGAUUUGACACUGUAAAAAUUCCUCGAUACAAAAAUUUCCUUUGCAGAGUAAAAUGGUGCAAAUUUUGUUA
Nelumbo nucifera (sacred lotus) is the source of this 829-nucleotide messenger RNA. NCBI's taxonomy places the organism in Eukaryota, Viridiplantae, Streptophyta, Magnoliopsida, Proteales, Nelumbonaceae. The record is from RefSeq and is a predicted model, not a curated record.